AUGUCCAAAAAAGGGGAUUUCGGUAGACAGAGCAUGAUUGUGUACCCGGUGGAUCCUACUGAAUGCCCUUUCCGGGAAUUCCGGGAUAAUGAAUUAUCUGCUGAUUCUUGGGGGAUGGGCCCAGCAGCGUUCCGCGCAAGCCACGUGCUAUCCAAAGUCACCAAACCACACGCAGACCAGGCCUGGGUGGAUGACCAGACCCAGCCGCUGCCACGCUCUGUGAGACAGUACCUCCAUGGAUGGAUGAGGGCAGAGGACCUUGCUCUUAGUCGGUGGGAGGCGGAAGUUGUUGUUUUUGAGGACACAAACGACGCAGGUAAGAUGACCGUGGCAGAUAUUCAGCUGAGCCACGCGCAGGUACUCCUCCGGUCCUCCUUUUGCAGGAGCGUCCUCUCCAUGUGCUAUAUCUUGGAGAGGGUGGAUAGUGUUGUUGUGGAGCAUCAAUGGGAGAACUUCACAUUCAGCAUUGGUCCAGAAGGUUGGAGGGCGAGGUACCACAUCUACUCUCCCGGUUUGAAGCCCGGCGGAGGCGCACAGCACAGACCUGGAUUGUCGAAGAAUGGCUGUUACCUCGUCCGUCUAUUCUACCUGGGUGCAUGGAGAUGCGUCUGGGUCAGCGAUCUGGUGCCCAUAGACGCGACGGACGCCCCCCUCCUCCCCUUCUCUCCCCUACUUACCCACGCUCCUGUAAAACCUGGGAUGAAACAGGCACCAGCUACCGUCACUUCGCAGGUGGUUCAUCUGUGGCCGCUGUUGAUUUGUAAGGCGCUUCUUAAGUUGGCCGCGCCCGACAUGAAUGCCGACGAAGGAACAGAUUUUGAAGAUGAAUUGAUGCCAGAGUUUGAUAUAUUGCACGCCCUCACUGGCGCUAUGAACUUAUCUUAUAAAAAGAAGGAUCCAGAGGAACUAUGGGAACUUCUGACCUCCGAGGUGCCUGUGUUCUCGUGGGAUGAUGACAGUGAAACCAUGACUAGCACUAUUAAAUCUAAAAGCACAAAAAAACCGACCACGAAGGAAACUUCAAAUGUUAGACGAGGGUCACUCACAGCCAUUCUGAUUUUUGAGACCAAGGGUUUCCCACCGUACUACCUGCCCGGGAUCACACCUGGGCAUGAGAUGAAUCUGCUCCUGACGAUGGCCAGGGAUCUGCCGUUGAAGAAACCACUACCAGAACCAGAGGUACCUCUAUGGAAAACAUAUCGUUGGGUUGACUGGGCGCGACGUCACGGCUUGUACGAGGCCUUCGACUGUCCCAGGACGAGGUUCCUCAAAGUCAACGGUCUGCUGAAGUCCUCUUACGCACCGCAUUUGCUAGACGUUCAGAGCACUGAGUCGAUAACCUUUCAAUUUCGAGAAGAACAUGACAGGACUAAUCCACCAGCUAGAAAAGGAGGCAAAGAUGCGAAUCGGUCGGGAACAACUGGUCUUGGUUCUAACCAACAGAUGAAGGAAGAACUACGAGAAUGGAUUCAGUUUGAUGCGAUUCAACAACUGAUCAAAAGAGUGACAAUCCUCUUUUUCCCAUCGAUGUAUGAAUUCACAUCAACAGCGAGUAACCCGCCAAUCAGAAUCACGAAGACACCUUUGAGCCGCGCUUUAGAUAUCCCUGCACCAAAAUCUGGCCCUCUAUACCUCCAAAUAGAUGGUCCAGAUGAAAACGUAUUGAGAAUCUCGCUAAAUAUGCUACACCCACGAGUGCUGAUGAAUUGUGGUGUUCCAAUAGUUGAUUAUAUCGAACCGGCGUAUCUAUUCCUGGAGGUGUUUGAGUGGUUCGUGGAUUGCGAACUGCCGAUGGGAAAGGCGUAUAUAGCGACCAGGGGAUAUGACUCCGUGGAGGUGAAGUUUGUGCCCGGGAGACAUUUUUGCAGGAUAUGGGUGCACUCCCGAAUGAAUUGGACGGCUAUGUUGCUAAGCGAAUCCACGUUGUUACUUGGCGGCCGGGACAUUAUCCAAUCCGUCGCGGUCAGGGACUGCCCCUGGGCGUCCAGAUACCUAACCAAUCUUAGCCUGGCCUUCUCUAAUUGGAUACGCGUGACCCGGUCUAGUGCUAAUUUGGCGAUGAACGACAGAGAUUUCUAUAAUUCAUAUCAACCUGAUCUGAUAUGGGAUGAAAAGGUCGUUGGCUACAACAAGAAACUUUUGCAUUGGAUGUUCCGUCAGGCACUACAGUCUCUACUUGCCAAGCGGCUUUUGCCACUCGAGUUUCGAUCUACGUGCACUGUUUUAAGGCGGUUUUUGCAUGACCCCGAUUUCGGUUUUCCUCCAAAACCACCGCCACCGACGUCGUUACGAGAUAUAGCUAUAAUGGAUCCUUGUGAUUGCGUAUUACCUGAAGCUGAGGAAAUUGAAUUUUUUGGUGAACAAUUAGAAGAGCAACAGGUGGAAGAAAAACCAGUAGUUGACAAAGAAACGAUGGACAAACUUCUUUCACCACCAAAAUUUCCAGUCACUUCUAAUGUUUGUGAACUGGCAACCGAGGAAGUACCUUGUGGAGCUCUUAAAGAAGAAAGAGAGAAGGUUCUAAAGAAGCAUGAUGCUGCAAGGGUUAUACAAGCGCAUUGGAGAGGCGCCUGGGCUAGGAAGUGUCUUACUAUGAAUGUUGUUGUAUCUCCUGAUGUUACUAAAAUACUAAUGGAUCAAGCGUUCGGCAACGUGGAAUCUCUAUCAAUGCUCAUGAACAAAUUCUUUGCGAUGUACCCAGGAGCGCGUUAUGCUUACUCUGUCGCCUCUGCUCUCAGCGGAGUAUACGGCUUACAGCAGCACAGUGGAACCGCACCAGUUACUCCUAAGUGCAAAUGGGUUCCGUACUUCCAAGGAGUAUUUUACUGCCAUGCUUCGGUCAAAGUCCACUUUGAUGUUCAGAGUUCGCUGCAGUAUAGUACGUUUUCUGUGUAUGAUAAUGAUAGUGGAGAGAUGAUGCCGCAAGCUUAUAACGCACAUGUCACGUUUGAUUUUCAUCCGAAUGAGCAUGGCUACACAAUAAUGGGUCACGGAACCCUAACUGAAGCACCCGGCACUUAUUCAGACGCUCACUGGCAGCUCACAGUACUAUCAUCUAUAGCGGAUGUCUUCCACGUGUGUGACAAUGAAGACACUUGUCGAGAAGUACCUUUACCACCAGCAAGCAAGUUGCAUAUAGAUGAGAUAUUCAUUCCGAACCGAAGGAACAUUCUAGGCGGUGUGCAGAUCUCUGUGUCGAAACAUGAGGCUAUCAGCUUUAGAGCAGCAGCUACUUCUCCUGAGUUAGAAAUGGAAGCGAUACUCCGUACAAAAACACACGAGGGAGAAGUGGAGGAGCUGGGAAGAUGUUCAGGGACAGGGGAGUUGUACUGGCCAUACAUACGGUUGGAACCGACUCCGCCGAUGCUACUGUAUCCAGGAAAAAAGAAGUCUACGUCACACUCCAACUUGCAUGCUGUAAGUAAAUCAGCUAUAUCCAGUGCUCGUUCCUUAAAAGUCACCAAGCAAGCGAAGCCGCCUGUGUCAGGAGCGAAAAGUAAAUCUUCUACAAGGAUUAGAGACAUCAAAGUGCAUCAGGAGUCGAAACAGUAUUGUAUUGAAGUUAUAGCACCCAAAGGUUGGCCAUUGACCUUACAGCAAUGGAAUAGAGUUGAUGAGGUCCGCAAUUCUCAAGAAACGGCCAAAGUUGAACAGUCGCCGAAGAAACCAACAAAGGAAAAGGGUGGGUCAGCGAAAGAAAAAGAGAAGCCAGCACCGCUACCAUUGCACCAACCACAACCUGGUGAUGCCUUCGUUGAACUGGAAUGUUCUCUAUCUAUCGGAGGCGGUUCUGUUGCCAGGCGUGAUGAUGAUAGGGAUCUGGAGUUUGCAGCAGCAAGGAAAGCGUGGGAUGCUAAGGAUGCGGGCAGAAAUUUGAGAGGAGCGCAGAUUAGGAAGGAGUUCAGAGCGGAAUUUUUAGAAGCCAUACCCGUGCCACCCACAGAAAGUGACAGCUCUGUAUUAGAGGAAGCUGCAUAUCUGGAAGAAGUGGAAGGGGAAGAGAAAAAAAUUGAAAAUCCGCAGCAGCAAGGACCUACUCCAGCAACACAGAGUGGUGUGGAGUUGGAAGCAGAAGAAGAGAGUGAAGAAGAAUAUACAUAUUUGUCAAUGCCUGAACAACUAAAGGACAAAUUUGUUCCCCUCAAUUUUGUACCGCUUUGUACUAAAGAGAAAAUCGACGAAGAAAGCAUCCUCAUAACACCGGAAUUAGCAGAGACAGCCAAAGCAGAGCGGCAAGCCUGUAUAGAUUCGGCGUUGGAGCGCAUGCGCGAACUGCAGUAUUAUAACGAACUAUACGUGUUGGGGAGACAGAGGAAGAGAGGGCAGUUGCUGGAAAGACUGUUUGUUGAUUCACAAUGGAACCCCGAGUUAGCAGAAGUUUUGGAAGAAAGAGAUGACGCGAUUGCACAAGAGAAUCUCAAUCGAACUCUUUCUGCAAAUAAGAAGAAACAAGAAGCAAAGAAGAAGUGA
This is a messenger RNA of Colias croceus (clouded yellow), 4470 nucleotides long. RefSeq lists its product as uncharacterized. Gene Ontology annotation, biological process: proteolysis. The coding region runs from base 1 to 4470 and encodes 1489 amino acids. The transcript is spliced from 28 exons. The record is from RefSeq and is a predicted model, not a curated record. Gene Ontology annotation, molecular function: calcium-dependent cysteine-type endopeptidase activity. NCBI's taxonomy places the organism in Eukaryota, Metazoa, Arthropoda, Insecta, Lepidoptera, Pieridae.